AUGGGCAAGCGCAAGAAGUCAAGCAGCAAACCCCAAGGGCCCCGAAAGAGGGAGCCUCUUGCAACCACUUUUUCCUGUCUCUUUUGCAACCAUGAGAACUCCGUGGUUGUCAAGUUAGAUAAGAAAUUGGGCCUGGGGGAUCUGUCAUGUAAAGUCUGUGGUCAAAAGUUCCAGACUGGCAUCAAUUAUCUCUCCGCAUCCGUUGAUGUGUACUCCGACUGGGUGGAUGCAUGCGAUUCCGUCGCCAAGGACACUGCCGCUCAAUACGAUGCGCCAAACACUGUCCAGCCCCGAGGUGCUAGCAAGCAGGAUAUUCCAGAACAUGGCGAUGCCUAUGCCGAUGAUGAGUAUUGA
Molecule: messenger RNA, 354 nt
Organism: Penicillium soppii
Lineage: Eukaryota; Fungi; Ascomycota; Eurotiomycetes; Eurotiales; Aspergillaceae
Product: transcription elongation factor 1 family protein
Exons: 4
Coding region: 1-354 (117 amino acids)
Biological process (GO): transcription elongation by RNA polymerase II
Cellular component (GO): transcription elongation factor complex
Molecular function (GO): RNA polymerase II complex binding
Source: RefSeq, a predicted model, not a curated record